This is a messenger RNA of Paramuricea clavata, 495 nucleotides long. The record is from the annotation of a GenBank genome assembly. NCBI's taxonomy places the organism in Eukaryota, Metazoa, Cnidaria, Anthozoa, Malacalcyonacea, Plexauridae.
AUGGCGACUGAUCAUGCAUCUCAGAGCUCUGUAAAUUUUGGUGAAAAGUUUCCUCUGAACGAAGCAGAAGUGACACAAUCGGUUGAUAAUGGUAACCAUUUGUGUUACGAAACAAAUAAAGGCAAAAUUCAGUUCAAAUGGAUGUCUAGUUUUGACAAAUUAGCUCAAUUUGUCGACCAGUCAUUGAAGGUCGAUGGCGUGUGGUCGGAAAUCACCACCAACGGAGGUUAUCAUGUGUGCAAAAGUCCUGAGGUAACUCUAAGUUUUUAUCCAACAACUAAAACUUUGAAAAUUCAAGGACCGAAGCAAGUAUAUUAUCGUUCACUUUUGCAAGACAUUGGUGGACUAGAUAUCAAUAAUUUUAAGAAGCAGGAGACCAACCCUGAAGCCCUCGAGCGAGACGAACAAGAAAGCUUCGAUGCUUCAUUAGUAUGCAUUUCUUCACAAUCAAGCGUGGGUGAAAUGCCUACGGUCUGCUGCGGUACGGUUCUAUAG